ACAGUAUUAUCAACAUAUUGUGAUUUCUCUUGUAAACUUUUGUAGGCUCUUGAUUUAUGGGUAAGCUGCAGAAAUCAGGUCGGUUUCACGUGUUGCUCAUCCAUGCCCUGCAAAUUUGAUGGUCAGUAACACCCAUCACUUUCCCACCGUCUUAUUAGGAACUCUCUGGUUAUUUUUUUAGGAGUACUUGUUUUGGUUUUUGUUUUUUUAUGGAACUUUGUGAAGUCUCUCGGCCUUGGGAUUUGAAUUCUGUUUUAAAUGUAUUUUGAACGACAAUUUGUGGGUAAUGAGGUAUUAGCAAUCAGUUUCGAUUACUUAAACACGCCAUAGAAGUGGGUUUCUGCUCUGGGUUUGACGAUUUUGUCGUUAUCUGCUGAGUUUGUGGAAUAUUGUGAUCUGGGAUUCGGUUUUUUGAGGGAGGUGAACCCACUGGGGAGAUGUUCUGAGAGAAUCCUUUCUGGAUGAGAGAUGACACUUUUUCUUUUUCUUCUUGGUGGCCUUUUGGUUGAGAAUAGACUCAUGAGGACUAUGUGAAUUGAAGUACUCUUUUUUGUUUUUGGAGCUUUUCACGGGUUCAUGGGAUUUUAAAUGGUAAAAGGGGCUGCUUUUUGGGAUUGAAAUGGUGGUGCGCUUUACUGUUUUCAACUUUCAUGAUGAUUCCUGGUCCGGUAGAUUCCGGCUGACAAAAAGUAGGUAAUUUGAUAUGGGUUUUGAGUUUGGUUUUUGUUGAUGCUGAUAAUUUACUGGUUUUAUUUGUUGGGAGCACAUAAUUGGCAUUUCUAUGUUUGGGGAUUUACACUUUAGUUCCCUGGUUUUCCAUUAUUUCAUGUACAAGGAGGGUUGGGUCGAUUGAAAUUAUUAGUGGGGGAAGAAAAAGAGAGAAACUGGAGAGGAAGGAGGGUUGAAAGAUGUCAUCAAAGUCGACGAACAAGACCACUUGCUCUAGGAGCAGUUCUGCUGCAAGACAUGGGGCCCGUGUGGUUACACAGACCCCCAUCGAUGCAAAGCUUCAUGGAGAGUUUGAAGAAUCCGAACAGGGUUUUAAUUACUCCACUUCAAUUGACUUCAAUAUCUCAAGUUCCACUAGCAAUGUCCCCUCCUCCACUGUAUCAGCUUACCUCCAAAAGAUGCAGAGAGGAAGCCUCAUUCAACCGUUCGGAUGCAUGAUUGCUGUGGAGGAGCAGAACUUCGCUGUUCUUGCGUAUAGCGAAAAUGCUCCCGAAAUGUUGGACUUGGCUCCACAUGCCGUUCCAAGCAUCGAGCAGAAAGAAGCUCUGACUUUUGGAACAGAUGUUCGAACACUCUUUCGGUCCUCAGGUGCAACUGCUUUGCAGAAAGCAGUCAACUUUGGGGAAGUGAAUCUUCUCAAUCCCAUAUUGGUUCAUUGUAAAACCUCAGGUAAGCCCUUUUACGCAAUUCUGCAUCGAAUUGAUGUUGGGUUAGUUAUAGAUUUGGAACCAGUGAAUCCAGCUGACGUGCCGGUGACUGCUGCUGGGGCAUUGAAAUCUUAUAAGCUAGCGGCCAAAGCCAUCUCAAGGUUGCAGUCUUUACCGAGUGUGAACAUAUCACUGUUAUGUGAUGUUUUGGUUAAGGAAGUUAUUGAUUUAACUGGUUAUGAUCGUGUAAUGGUGUAUAAAUUUCAUGAAGAUGAGCAUGGGGAAGUUGUAGCUGAGUGCCACAGACCUGACCUUGAACCUUAUCUCGGUUUACAUUACCCGGCUACUGAUAUACCACAAGCUUCAAGAUUCCUAUUCAUGAAGAACAAGGUUAGAAUGAUAUGCGAUUGUUUGGCGCCUCCAGUUAAAGUAAUUCAAGACAAGAGAUUGUCUCGGCCAAUGAGCCUUUCUGGAUCUACGUUGAGAUCUCCUCAUGGUUGUCAUGCACAUUAUAUGGCAAAUAUGGGCUCCAUUGCAUCUCUUGUCAUGGCAGUGACUAUCAACGAAGAUGACAAUGAGAGGGAGAGUGAUCAGCAGAAGGGAAGAAAACUGUGGGGUUUGGUUGUUUGCCAUCACACAAGCCCUCGUUUUGUUCCAUUUCCUUUGAGGUAUGCUUGUGAGUUCUUGAUUCAAGUUUUCGGCGUACAGAUCAACAAAGAAGUGGAGUUGGCUGCUCAACUGAGGGAGAAGCAUAUUUUGCGAACUCAAACCGUGCUUUGUGACAUGCUUCUUAGAGAUGCUCCUGUAGGUAUUGUUACCCAAUCACCUAAUGUAAUGGAUCUUGUCAAGUGUGAUGGAGCUGCACUAUACUACAGGAAGAAAUUUUGGUUGCUUGGGGUCACCCCGACAGAGGCACAAGUUAGAAAUAUAGCUGAAUGGCUUCUCGAGUACCAUAGUGGGAGCACAGGUUUAAGUACUGAUAGCCUUAUGGACGCUGGCUACCCAGGUGCUUCAGGCCUCGGAGAUGAAGUUUGUGGGAUGGCAGCUGUUAGGAUUACUUCAAAGGAUUUCCUGUUUUGGUUCCGGUCGCACACUGCAAAGGAAAUCAAGUGGGGUGGUGCGAAACAUGACCCUGAUGACAAGGACGAUGGAAGAAAGAUGCACCCCAGAUCAUCGUUCAAGGCUUUUCUGGAGGUGGUUAAGCAUCGGUGCCUACCUUGGGAAGAUGUGGAAAUGGAUGCCAUCCAUUCCUUACAGCUGAUAUUGAGGGGAUCUUUGCAAGAUGAGGUUGUGGAGGAUGAGUCUAAAAUGAUUGUAAAUGUUCCAUCGGUUGAUGACAGGAUACAGAGAGUGGAUGAAUUGCGCAUCGUCACAAAUGAAAUGGUUCGCCUGAUUGAGACAGCUGCAGUCCCUAUUUUGGCUAUCGACGCCUCUGGUAGUAUAAAUGGGUGGAAUACAAAAGCAGCUGAACUAACAGGACUGUCUGUUGAGAAAGCCAUUGGUAUGUCCUUAACUGAUCUUGUCUGGGAUGAUUCAGUUGAAGUGGUAAAGAAUCUCCUCAUCUUGGCUUCGCAAGGUGUAGAAGAGCGAAAUAUUGAAAUUAAACUUAGAACAUAUGGUCCUCAGGAACACAAUGGUCCUGUAAUCUUGGUUGCUAAUUCAUGUUGCAGCCGGGAUACAAAAGAAAAUGUUGUAGGGGUUUGCUUUGUUGGUCAAGAUGUUACAAAACAAAAGGUUAUUUGGGACAAAUAUACACGUAUGCAAGGUGACUAUGUUGGAAUUGUGCGGAGCCCUUCUGCACUUAUUCCUCCAAUUUUUAUGACUGAUGAGCAUGGCCGAUGCUUGGAAUGGAAUGAUGCUAUGCAAAAAUUGUCUGGUUUGAGGAGGGAAGAGGCAAUUGACCAGAUGCUUCUUGGGGAGGUUUUCACUGUAAAAUAUUUUGGUUGUCGGGUUAAAGAUCAUGACACAUUAACCAAGCUAAGGAUACUACUUAAUGGGGUAAUUGCGGGCCAUGAUUCUGAUAAGUUGUUAUUUGGAUUCUAUGAUAAGCAGGGUAAUUAUGUUGAAGCGUUACUUUCUGCUAGUAAAAGGACUGAUUUCGAGGGAAAGGUUACUGGUGUUUUGUGCUUUCUGCAUGUGGCUAGUCCAGAACUUCAGUAUGCUCUUCAGGUGCAGAGGAUAUCAGAACAGGCUGCUGCUGAUAGCAUCAAAAAACUAGCAUAUAUUCGUCGAGAAAUCAGAAAGCCUCUUAAUGGGGUUAUGUUUAUGCAGAAUUUAAUGGGAUCUUCUGAUUUAAGCAAAGAGCAGAAGCAGCUACUUAAGACGACCUCGUUGUGUCAGGAACAAUUAGCUAAAGUUGUUGAUGACACUGAUAUUGAAAGUAUUGAGGAAUGCUACAUGGAAAUGAGAUCUGCUGAAUUUAACCUCGGGGAAGCUCUUGAAGCUGUCAUGAAUCAAGUUAUGAGUAUGUGCCAGGAGCGCCAGGUGCAGGUCAUGCUUGAUUCACCUGCUGAAGUGUCAUCGAUGCACUUAUAUGGAGACAACUUGAGGCUUCAGCAGGUCCUUUCACAUUUUUUGACUAAUGCACUCCUCUUCACCCCUGCAAUAGAAGGAUCAUUUAUUUCAUUUAGAGUGAUUCCAAGGAAGGAACGUAUAGGGACGAAAAUGCACAUUGUCCAUCUUGAAUUUAGGAUCGCCCAUCCGGCACCUGGGGUUCCAGAAAAUCUAAUUCAAGAGAUGUUUCACCACAGCCACGGUCUCUCGAGGGAAGGUCUCGGCCUAUGCAUAAGUCAAAAGCUUGUGAAGAUCAUGAAUGGCACUGUGCAAUAUAUGAGGGAAGCAGAGAGAUCAUCCUUUAUAAUUCUUAUUGAAUUUCCCUUGGCUCGCCACAUUGAGAGAUGAAUUUCACAAACAAACUAGCAGAUGUUGGCCAAAUAAAGUCAAUGGCAUGCCCAUAAAAGGAGUGCCUAUAUAGCUAGAGUUGGACCAGGGAUUGUACAGAGGCUGGAUGAUGCUUGAAUUUUGUGCUGCCCAAUUUUGGAAACUGGAUUGAUGACCAGAAAAUGCUGAACAGGUGAGUUGAAGAGCAGUAACUGUUUCUGAUGUUUCUAGAAGUAAAGAACAUGUUCACUAAAACCCUUCUCACAACCUCAAGCAUCUGGAUCCUUUCUGUAACUUCUUUUGUUGUAACAUCGUUCCUCAAUUAAGUUAGCUUUGUUUUGGGAAGAGCUCACUGACUAAAGCCUUCAGCGUUUAAAUCUCUCCCUCUCCCUCUCCCUCUCUCCCUCUCAUCUAUGAAGAGUGCAGUCUGGGGUGUUGAAUAAACCAAGGAAAGGGUUGUUGUAUCA
Corylus avellana is the source of this 4723-nucleotide messenger RNA. It is a transcript of the gene PHYC, whose product is annotated as phytochrome C. Lineage: Eukaryota; Viridiplantae; Streptophyta; Magnoliopsida; Fagales; Betulaceae. The record is from RefSeq and is a predicted model, not a curated record. Gene Ontology annotation, biological process: red, far-red light phototransduction; protein-tetrapyrrole linkage; regulation of DNA-templated transcription. Gene Ontology annotation, molecular function: photoreceptor activity; protein homodimerization activity; phosphorelay sensor kinase activity.